UGUUAUCUCUGCCACCACAGGUGAAGUCUGCACUGAUGGCGGAGGCGCGAGAGGAGUGCAGGAGGACUUUCGAAGGGGAGCGCAUGCGACUGCAGCAGGAGAUCUCCGAGCUGAAGUUGGUCAAGAGGCAGAUGGAGGAGGCCUUAAGCGUGGCCGUUCAAGCCGACAAGAUCAAAGCCGCCGAGAUCCGCAGCAUCUACCAUCUCAACCAGGAGGAAAUAAACCGCAUCAAGAGAGAGUGUGAAAGAGAGAUCCGCAGACUGAUGGAUGAGAUUAAACUAAAGGAGCGCGCUGUCUGUGGGCUGGAGAGAGAGCUCAGCGCUCAGGCGGGCCACACGUGGAAACUACAGCAGCAGAAACAGGCUGUAGACACUCAGCUGGCCCUGCUGCGAGACUCCAGCCCCAGACGAGAGGGCCCUUAUUCACCCGCUGCAGGGGACGCAGCAGAGAACACAGCUAACCCUAUGCAGCAGUUGGAUGAGAAGGACGCUCGACGUUUCCAACUGAAAAUCGCAGAACUGAGUGCUAUUAUCCGCAAACUAGAAGUCCGCAAUGCACUGCUGUCAGAGGAACGCAAUGAACUGUUAAAGCGUCUCCGUGAAGCUGAGAGCCAGUAUAAGCCAUUACUAGACAAGAACAGACGUCUCAGCCACAAGAAUGAGGAGCUGGCUCAUGCAUUGAGACGCAUGGAGAACAAACUGCACUUUGUCACUCAGGAGAACAUCGAAAUGCGAGAGAAGGCUGGGACGAUUCGCCGGCCCAGUUCUCUGAACGAUCUGGAUCAGAGUCAAGAAGAAAGAGAAAUUGAGUUUCUCAGACUACAAGUGCUGGAGCAACAGAACAUAAUCGACGAACUGUCCAAGGCGCUGGAAACCGCUGGAUACGUGAAGAGUGUGAUAGAGAGAGACAUGCUGCUGAGAUACAGGAGACAGGACAGCCUACGCAGGAAGAAGCCCUUCAGAACCUGUAGGCCGGUGGUGGAGACGUUUUUUGGCUAUGAUGAGGAAGGCUCUAUAGACUCGGACGGCUCCUCUAUUUCCUACCACACAGACCGAACGCCCUGCACGCCAGACGAUGACCUCGAAGAUGGAAUGCUUAAGGAGGAGACAGAGCUGCGCUUCCGUCAGCUGACGAUGGAGUAUCAGGCUCUUCAGCGAGCUUACGCGCUCUUGCAGGAGCAGGUGGGAGGAACGUUUGAUGCAGAGAAAGAGGUCAAGACUCGAGAGCAGCUUCAGGCCGAACUGAUCCGGUACCAGACCAGAAUAGCAGAUCUGGAGUGUGUUCUAAGUCAUCAGGGACAGGAUAUGAAGUGGAUUGAGGAGAAACAAGCUUUGUAUAAACGCAACCAAGAGCUUGUAGAAAAGAUUAAAAAUAUGGAGACGGAGGAGACGCGACUGAAAAAUGAAAUUCAGGAUGCGAAAGACCAAAACGAACUCCUGGAGUUCAGAAUUCUUGAACUUGAAGAAAGAGAGAGAAGAUCUCCAGCCAUUAACUUCCAGAACAUCCACUUUGCUGAGGGCAUGAGUCCCCUGCAGUUGUACUGUGAGGCAGAGGGUGUUACUGACAUUGUGAUCACAGAGCUGAUGAAGAAACUGGAUAUUCUGGGGGAUAACGCCGUAAGUAAUCUGACCAACGAGGAGCAAGUUGUGGUUAUUCAUGCCAGAACAGUAUUAACAUUAGCUGAGAAGUGGUUAGAGCAAAUUGAAGUCACCAAAUCAGCAUUACAGCAGAAAAUGUUGGACAUCGAAAGUGAAAAGGAGCUCUUUAGCAAACAAAAAGGCUAUUUAGACGAGGAAUUAGACUACAGAAAGCAGUCUUUGGACCAUGCACAUAAGCGCAUCCUUGAGUUGGAGGCGAUGCUGUUUGACGCUUUGCAGCAGGAGGAGACGGGUGGGAAGCUGUCCGAGCUGCUGAGCGAGCAGGACCGUGAUUCGCUGAGAGAGGCUGUGGAUCAGUGGAAGAGGCAGGUCUUGAGUGAAUUACGAGAGAGAGAUGCACAGAUACUCAGAGAGAGGAUGGAACUGCUACAACAUGCUCAAGCGAGGAUAAAAGAGCUGGAAGAAUGGAUAGAGGCUCAGAAGCGACAGAUAAAGGAACUAGAAGAAAAGCCUUCAUUCUUUGGUCGUAGCUCUUCCAGAAAGCAGGAAACGGUGCCAUGCAGCUCAGUGGACUCCGCUCACAGGCCUCAAGUGUCCUUCUGUACCAGAGGAGGGUGACACACGUCAUCAGGGGUCCCAGCCAUCUCUUCU
Messenger RNA from Sinocyclocheilus grahami, 2249 nucleotides. RefSeq names its product janus kinase and microtubule-interacting protein 3. The transcript is spliced from 21 exons. Bases 36 to 2216 code for a protein of 726 amino acids. The record is from RefSeq and is a predicted model, not a curated record. Gene Ontology annotation, molecular function: kinase binding; microtubule binding. Lineage: Eukaryota; Metazoa; Chordata; Actinopteri; Cypriniformes; Cyprinidae.